AUGAGAACGCGUCGUAACGCGUGCACCAAGAAAGCCGCCACCGAACGUCGUGCUAAAAAACUCAUUGAAAUAUAGAGCUCCGCGUUCGAAUAGAAAAAUGGAAACAAUGUCAAAUCCGUAUCCGAGAAAAAUGCACGACACUUAUGAGGACGAAGAGGAAAGGAAGCAUUUUCAACGAAUUGUCUCGGCUUUCAAAUAUUACAAAACCCAUUCAUUGUCAAGGGUAAAAAAAACAGAAUCAUAUUUGCUGACACUUCCACCUCAUCAUCAAAAACUCUUGUCAAAAUAUAAAGAACAUCUGCAAGAAGUUAAAAGAUGUAUCGAAAAUAAUGAUGAAAUAAUUAAGAUGAUCAUAAAAGAUGUUGCCCAUAUCUUUGAAAAUGUGAGCCCAGCUAGUGCACAGACAGACAGUACACUAAAUCCUCGUCCAGUAAUGGCUGAUCAAGAAAAGGUGCAAGCAACGAUUAAACAACUGGUUCGCGAUUGGAGCGUGGAGGGGACUGAAGAACGUAACGCGUGUUAUCAACCUAUUAUAGAUGAAAUACUAAAUCAAUUUCCUUUAGAAUACUGUACACCAUCUGAAGUGCAAAUUUUAGUACCUGGAGCAGGAUUAGGAAGACUUGCAUACGAAAUUGCAAGACGAGGAUAUAUUUGCCAAGGAAAUGAAUUUUCCCUUUUUAUGCUUUUUGCAUCACAUUUUGUGUUAAACAAAUGUAGGGGUGUAAAUUCAUAUCAAGUACAUCCAUGGGUUCAUCAGUAUAUGAAUAAUUUAAAACCAGAGCAUCAAAAUCAGGCUGUAUUUUUUCCCGAUGUAAACCCGAGCGAUCUACCAGAAAACGCUCAGUUUUCUAUGGCAGCUGGCGACUUUUUAGAGGUUUACACAGAAGACAAUCAUUGGGACUGUGUUGCAACGUGUUUCUUUAUAGAUUGUGCAAAUAAUGUUGUACAAUUUAUUGAAACAAUCUACAAGAUUCUAAAACCGGGAGGUAUAUGGAUCAAUCUUGGACCAUUAUUGUACCAUUUCAGCGAUAUGCCAAUGGAAGACUCAAUAGAACCAAGUUACGAUGUUGUUCGCGAUGUGAUUCAGGGAUUUGGGUUUCAGUUAGAAAAGGAAGAAACACGCGUGAGAACGCGUUACGCACAGAAUAUUAACAGUAUGUUACAAUGUGAAUAUAAUAGCGUGUAUUUUGUUUGUCGAAAGCCUAAAAGACGCAUAGACAAUGACGUGAGUCAUCGAAAUGGUUCUGAAAGUAAUGGAAUGCAGGAACAAGAGAACUAAUUAUUGACGACCCGAUGUGUUCCACUCGUAAGAAAAAUUGAUCUAACUGUAAAUGCAUUAUGUAAUAGUUUCUAUACUACAAAAGCAAAGCUGUUAUACUUUAUAAAUAUAAAUCGAUAUUAGGCAAUUUGGGGUUUGAAAAAAGAAAGAAUCUUUUAAAAGGCAGUUAAAGAUUAAAUUGAUAUUUUUUUAUCAGAAAAUUUUAUUUCAUUACAACUCACUGCUGAAUAUAUUCGCUUCAUUGUUAAGAAUUAAAUAAUAAAGUAGUAGAAUUAUUUUCGUAAAUGUCGACACAAGUCGAUUUGAAUCCAAUAUAUAAAUAAAUUUUUGAUAAUAACAGUUUUGCGAUUUUUCUUUUGAGUUCAAUAUUUGUGAUUUAGCAUAAUCAUUAAACGUUUAUUGUUUCCAUUAUUUAUCAAAUAUCGUGAUAAUAUGAAAUAAAGCAAACUAGAUUUGGUUGCAUGUAUAUAUAAUAUGCAAUGUUCCCCGUUCGAGAUGCUCUCUUCCAUUUGCUUUAUAGAGGAUUUUCAUUUAUUAAUGAUUAACAGAUGCAUCUUAUCAAAAAAUACAUGUUAGUUACAAAUUUUUACAGAAACCAGUGUUGCCUUAUCCAGUUUUGUCUCAAAUUGACGAAUGUUAGUACUGUAAAAGAAGAUGCAAUUUCAAAAUUUCAGUGUUUUUGUUUUGUGAUCGAUACUUUCUUCUGCGUUCUUUUCAAUUAUGUAUUUUUCCAAGAUAAAAAGAAAGUCGCACAAAUUUCAAUAUCUAUUUCACGAUAAUUUAGACGAAUGUUAUGUUAUUACAAAAAGCAAAUUCAUGUUGCAAAGCAAAAGAUUACUUUGCAAUACAGAAUACAUGCAGGCCAAAAAUAAUUAUAAAAUAAGUUAGGCCUAACAAUGUAAUUAAUAUAAUUUUUUAUUAAAAACAAUAUGCAAUGAAAAAUUUGAUUAAUGUGUAAUUACCUCUUUAAAAAUAUUAUAAUAUUUUCAAAGCACUUAUGGUACAAAAAUAGAUAGUGGAAAGAUGAUAUCAAUGUGUUUUCCUCUUUACAGACUUUUAUUUAGGUAUUGUACAAACAAUGUUACAAUUUGAUUGACCUCAAAUUGUUGCAUUUUACUAUAAGUUAGAAAUUGUCUUCGUAAUCUCAUAAGUUGAGCUGCUGUACAUGGACUUUGUACAGUUAAAUUAUGUCCUGGUAUUUUAAAAUCAUUUUCGAUACCCAACUGUUUGGCUGAUAAUAUUGCCUUUUUAUAUUGAAAACAAAAAAGAACAUGUAAAUUAAUUUAUCAUAAGUAUACACUUAUGAUUUCUAAUACUUUGUAGUGUCAUUCUAAACGAUUUAUUAUGGUUAUUUAGCAAAUAAAGAUCUUUAAACAACUUA
This is a messenger RNA of Megalopta genalis, 2660 nucleotides long. RefSeq names its product carnosine N-methyltransferase. Lineage: Eukaryota; Metazoa; Arthropoda; Insecta; Hymenoptera; Halictidae. The record is from RefSeq and is a predicted model, not a curated record. Gene Ontology annotation, cellular component: cytosol; nucleus. Gene Ontology annotation, biological process: carnosine metabolic process. Gene Ontology annotation, molecular function: carnosine N-methyltransferase activity.